GCUAACCAUAAGCUCCUGACCUAGACAAUUCUUCAAGUACAAAAUGUACCAAAAUGUACAAUCAAUAACUUCCGGUUAGUUGUCAAUUGCAUGGGCCUAACUGGUAAUGGCCCAUUUCUUCUAAACCCAUUAUUCAGACAAGCCGAAGGAUCCCAAAACCCUACUUGAAAGAACUGCCCACGUAGGGUUUUAUUCCAUCUCUCUCCCGAAAUCCCCGGCAGGACAACCUUGAACAAUCUUAAACUAUGAACUCGACAAAGCUGUUCUCAAAAUCCCUAACCCAAAAUGGGUUGAUUAGCAGAUUUUAUUAUACAAAUAGGGUCAACAAGGCCACUUUGUAUUCCAGAAUCAGCCCUUUGGGAAGCCCUGACAAAAGCGUUGAAGCUGAGCUUGAAAACUGGCUUAAAAAUGGGAACAACGUUCGAGUCGCUGAGCUUCAACGCAUCAUCCACGAUCUUCGCAAACGAAAGCGCUUCACUCAAGCUCUUGAGGUUUCUGAAUGGAUGAAUAAGAAGGGUCUUUGUGCCUUUUCUUCUACUGAACAUGCUGUGCAGUUGGAUCUCAUUGGUAAAGUUCGUGGAUUUCUUUCUGCAGAAACCUAUUUUGAUAAACUGAAGGACCAAGAUAAAACUGAAAAGACUUAUGGUGCUCUUCUCAACUGUUAUGUGCGGCAGCGCCAGACAGACAAGUCCCUCUCUCAUUUGCAAAAAAUGAAGGAGUUGGGUUUUGCCUCAUCAACUCUUACGUACAAUGAUAUCAUGUGCCUCUACACAAAUAUCGGAAUGCAUGAGAAGGUACCUGAUGUAAUGAUGGAGAUGAAAGAGAACAGAGUCUCCCCUGACAACUUCAGUUACAGAAUCUGCAUCAAUUCCUAUGGUGUAAGGUCUGAUAUUGAGGGAAUGGAAAGAAUUUUAACAGAGAUGGUGAGUCAACCUCAGAUUGAGAUGGAUUGGAACACAUAUGCUGUUGUCGCCAAUUUUUACAUAAAAGCAGGUCUUACUGAAAAGGCCAUUGAUGCUCUUAAAAAAUCAGAACAGAAGCUAGAUAAUAAAGAUGGAACUGGUUACAAUCAUCUAAUAUCACUAUAUGCAAGCUUGGGGAAUAAAGCUGAGGUCUUGAGGUUAUGGGGUCUAGAGAAAGAUGCUUGUAAAAGGUAUAUUAAUAAGGACUUUAUUACCAUGCUGCAAUCUCUUGUGAAGCUUGAUGAAUUUGAAGAAGCUGAGAAAGUACUCAAAGAGUGGGAAUCAUCUGGCAACUAUUAUGAUUUUCGGAUACCAAACAUUGCCAUUAUUGGGUACGCUAAAAAGGGUCUACAUGAAAAGGCAGAAGCGAUGCUUGAAAACCUGAUGAAAAAAGGGAAGGCAACCACUCCUAACAGUUGGGGCGUUGUGGCAACAGGUUAUCUAGAUAAAGGUCAGGUGAAAAAAGCUUUGGGGUGCGUGAAGGCUGCUUUAUCUGUAACUGUGGAGAAUAAGGGUUGGAAACCCAAUCAUAAGGUGAUUUCAAGCAUCUUAGAUUGGCUAGGUGAUGAAGGCAGUAUUCAAGAUGUGGAAGAUUUUGUAGCGUCAUUGAGGAAAACCAUUCCAGUUGACAGAAAAAUGUAUCAUGCCUUGUUGAAGGCAAAUAUAAGAGAUGGUAAAAGAGUGGAUAAACUUCUGGCGGCCAUGAAAGCUGAUAAAAUAGAUGAAGAUGAAGAAACAAAAACGAUAUUGGCGAUGAAGUCUCGCUAAAAUUCCAAUGGCGGUGUUCUUCGUCAUUCAUUCAUCUAUACAUGUUAUUCCAUCUGGUGGCCAUAGUUUCUGUUCAGACUUAGAACGUACUUUUCUUUUUGUUAGUUCAUUUUGAAUUUUUUUUGCAAGAGUGGUCAAAUUGAACACUGCUUUUGAGGAGCAUUUCACCUAGUUACAAUCUUGCAUUU
This is a messenger RNA of Durio zibethinus, 1918 nucleotides long. Its product is annotated as Tetratricopeptide repeat (TPR)-like superfamily protein. The record is from RefSeq and is a predicted model, not a curated record. Lineage: Eukaryota; Viridiplantae; Streptophyta; Magnoliopsida; Malvales; Malvaceae. Gene Ontology annotation, cellular component: mitochondrion. Gene Ontology annotation, molecular function: protein binding.